Molecule: messenger RNA, 5370 nt
Organism: Nematostella vectensis (starlet sea anemone)
Lineage: Eukaryota; Metazoa; Cnidaria; Anthozoa; Actiniaria; Edwardsiidae
Exons: 17
Coding region: 383-4228 (1281 amino acids)
Cellular component (GO): plasma membrane; cytoplasmic vesicle
Source: RefSeq, a predicted model, not a curated record
UCCAAAACUUAACUCGAAAGUUCUGGUUUUCAUCCGAUCCCACAAUCCUCCUGGGCGCGACUAAGAAUUAACCUGGCGGGAAUUUAAAAGUACCGCUGACCCAAUCUCCAAGUCCUCGCCCUGUCAAAAUUCCCCAACCACAAGUGAGAUAAUACUUGUUAAUUACAUCGCAUUGAAUUAAUAACGAGCUCAGGGAAGCAACGACGAGAGGAAUGGCGACGAAUUUUACUUUACAAAUGGCUUAGACAACACGAAGUUCAACUAUUUGCCAAAGAGAUUUCCCGAGAGAGCUUUGUUUUGUGUUCGGGAAAGAGAAAGGUUUUGGGUUGUGGAUAAGAAGCGGUGCGCGGGGAUGUGUUAACCUGGUGGCCGACAUGGUAGAAUGAAGUUAAUACGAUUUCUCAUCUUGGUAAUGUGCUUUGUUAUUUGGAUUGGGUGCCAUUUGCCCGGAAUAAGAGCCGCGUCGAACAGAACUCGUGAGAUCACUGUGCCGACCGAAUCCUGCGAGAGAAGUCUCGUCCAGCAAAACGUGACACUCCAGGGUGGUAUCGAGGCGGGGGUGUUCAAGAAGCUAGCGCAGUUCGUCGCGAUGCAGCUGUGUAUUCGCAUGUGUUGCGAGGAGAAGAGCUGUGACGUAGCGCUCAUGUCUGGCAAGAACUGUUAUGGUGUGCAGUGUUUCAGCGAGAUGGCCUGUAGGGCUGUACCCGUAACCAAGGCCCCGUCAUCACUGAUGAUAUCCCACGUGACCAUCAAAGGGGAAGGAGCAGCUCACGAAAACCAGACCACCACCCCCACUCCCCACAAUCUUAAAUGCACCGUGACGGAUCCCAAAGAUGGCGUGACACUCAAUGGGGGCCUUAAAUCCGGGAACUUUACUGACGUGGGCAAGGUUGACGGGAUAAGCACUUGUACGCGUUUGUGUUGCGUGUCUGAGAAGUGUGACUUGGCGUUACUCAUCAAGAACAACUGUUUUCUCGUCUCGUGCUUCACGGCGGAUCUCUGUAAAACAGUGAAGACCGAGACGAAGAAUUAUCGACCAACGGUAGCGUACGUGAAGCGGUGGACGACGGCGCUCGCAGAGGAUUCGGCCAUGACCCUGAGCACGCUACCAGCCACAGACUCCAAGCUGAGCUGCAAGAACAGCGACGUCAAACAGAACUUUACCUUAAAGGGCGGUUACCGCGCGGGCAAUUUCACCGACCUCGGUAAAGUGUCCAACAUGUCCACUUGCAUCCGGUACUGCUGUGGACGGAAGGACUGUGACGCAGCGAUGAUGCUCGAGCAUAAUUGCUAUGCCGUCCGUUGCUAUAGCUACGAGUUGUGUCGAUCUGUGAAGGCGCGGAAAUCGGGGCUACUGCGGAACCUGAGCCCUAGACUGUCGUACAUCACGAGUCGCAGCGAGGAAGUUCUGCCUCAGCGAAUUCCUAUCGAGAACGGUGCUUCCUGCCAGCCGUCAGUCAUCUCUUAUGACGUCACACUGAAGGGCGGGAUCAAAGCAGGGACAUUCACUCCUAUUGGCUACGUGGACACAAUGCAGACUUGCGUGAGCCUGUGUUGUCAGCGGUCUUCCUGUGACGUAGCAUUCAUGCUGAAGAGCACGUGUUACUCGAUCAAGUGUUCGAGCGAAGAGAUGUGUGAACAGGUCCAGGCCCGCGCGAACGAGUACAGCCCAAGACUAUCAUACAUCAGACGAUUCACCAGCAGUGACGUCACAAAAGGUAAAAACAAGACGAUUGCAGGGCAUUCUGGGAACUCGUCGAACACCAAUAGCGUUAGUGACGAUCACUAUUGUACAGAGAGCGAAAUCAUAACCAACGUCACACUCAGGGGAGGGAUAACCGCUGGACGGUUCCGGGAUCGCGGGCGAGUACCCGGUAUCAAAGAGUGUGCGGAGGUCUGCUGUAUUGCCAAGGAAUGUGACCUGGCCUUCAUGCUGGAGGAUCGAUGUUUUUCGGUCACGUGUUCAAGUAGUUCAUCAUGCGUGGCCGUCGCCGCUAAAUCGUCCGUGUUUCGACCUGCAAUAGUUUAUAUAUACGCCCGAACGAUUGCCGAUGCCUCCACGAACGCAGGAAAACGACGCCGUGAGCGUUUCCGAGGCCGCCGUGCGGACCCCGAAUCGAAUACGGACAAUCUUACGAAGACCAAGCGACGUAAACGGUUAUUCGGGGGAAACCAAACGGAGCCCGUUACCGACGCCUCGUUGAAUGAAAAGCGACUAAACGAACGCUUCCGAGAACAUCGCUCAGUUAUUGAUUCAAAUGUCGAAGACUCUGCGAGUACAAGGCGACACCACGAACGAUUCCAAGUGCAUCACUCUGUUAUUGAUUCGGGUACCAAUGAAUCUACGAGUACCAAACGACAUCACGAACGCUUUCGAGCAAAGCACCCAACCGAACCACGUAAGGUGUCUGUAAAGGAGAGUGACUUGAGAACGAGGCUUACAAAGUACAAAGCUGCUGUUCGUAACAAUGCCAUGAAGCGUCGACGAAGAAAGCGCUUGUUGGAAGACGACUUUAUGACAGAAAUUGGCAGUGUUCAGCCGCUGACCUGUGAUCAUGGGCCCAUCCAAACGAACGUAGCAUUGCGGCACGAAUUGCGGUCCGGGAAAUUUUGGAGACUGGGCCUAGCGGAUGACAUGAGCACGUGCAUUCAGUUGUGCUGUGAGAAGGAAGACUGUGAGAUGGCGAUGAUGCCGGGCCAACACUGCUAUGGCGUUGACUGCUUUAGCGAGAAGCACUGUGAGAUAACAGGCGUUAAACCGACCAACAUGACGGUGCAGAUAGCAAGAGUAAGACCCAUAGUGGAAAAUCCAGGAAUAGAGAAAAUAUUUGAUAUCGAGGAUCCGUCUACAAAGAAAGAGCUUCACUGCACGCAUAGCCCCAUUUUGACAAACGUCACCGUCAGGGGAGGGGUGAAAGCAGGCAAAUUCAGCGACAUGGGGGAGGUGGCGGGGAUGCACAUGUGCACAGCGCUUUGUUGUGAGAGGAAGUCAUGUGACCUUGCGUUCAUGAUUGGAGAUACUUGCAUAGCUGUGGAUUGUUAUAGAGAAGAGCUUUGCCAAGCUGUAAGAGCGAGGCCAACCUCGUAUAACCCACAAAUUGCGUACGUGAGGAGAAGGGAGCUACAAAGUUCUAUCAGGAAAGCUAACGAGCUACCGAAGGCCCCCAUACUGGCGCAUAAGAUCAUCAGCGAUCGCCUGCCCCACAUGACCAUACUCAAGACCAGUACAUGCUCCUCAGUCAAGAUCCACACCAAUGUCACCCUGCUAGGGGGGAUCAAGUCUGGCAAUUUCACUGCGCUUGGACGGACAAAGAACAUGCAGGAAUGUAUAGGCAAAUCAUGUGACCUGCCCUCAGGCGACAUGGCCUUUAUGCUUGGGAAUGACUGUUACUCAGUCACGUGUUACAGUGACAGACAGUGCCAGGUUAUCCCGGCCCAGCCCUCUCCAUUCCUCCCCAAGCUUGCAUUUCUCAAAUGGGCACCGAAAGUAAAUGAAACAGAAACACUAGUGGACGACGUGAAACCCAAGCGCCACAUCCCCCGGUGCACAAGAAGCCACAUAUUAUAUAAUCACACAGUCCAGGGGGGGCUGCGAGCCGGGAACUUUACCAAGAUUGCAGAGGUCGAUAGCAUCGAGACAUGCGCAGCGCUGUGUUGUGCCGAGGAAACAUGUGACCUGGCCUUGAUGCUUGGAGAGAACUGCUACGCCGGAGACUGUGCGAGUCGGGAGUUGUGCAAGCCGAUCCCUGCGUAUCAUAAAUCAGAGAUUGCGUAUAUUACCUCCAGAAAGAAAGCAGAUAAUAAUAUAGACUGGAGCCUGUGGUACUUGGUGGUUGGGUCUAUUGCUAUUGGUAUUGGCCUGAUGGGCAUCGCAUGGACUGUAGGGACAUGCUGGAAACGCACUCGCCGAAUGCGUCCCAAGUGUGAGGAGGCGGACCGGUUUGUGAUGGAUAACCAUGGAGACACACUACGCUCCAUGCAGAUGCUCCCACAUGGGAAGUACAUAAAUCAAGGGCCAUUAUUCCUAAGUGACACAGACUCAGAGACAGAAGAUGAGCUUGAGGCUGAGCCCUUACCAAGAAAGUCCCUACAGGGCCCUGGUACACUAAAUUUGCUUCAUUCAUACGGAGCCCCUACUAAUAAUGUUCCACGGAUGACAAAUUACCAGAGCUUUCAACAGGAGCAAGCGGACCUUGCUAAAGCAAGAAGAGCUAUGCAGAACUUAUGAAAGAAAGAGAGCCACGAUCAACACCGAAGAAUAGAGAUGCAGAAAUAUUAUCUUGAAUAUAUGCAGUCAAUAGAGAAAUUCAAGAAAAGUCAUAUCACGUCAGACAUGCUGAAUGUAUUUUGACGGGUGUCUACAAAACUAAGUCCUAAAACAUAAUACCUAAAACCUGUGACCCCAAAAGCUACGACCCCAAAAAUAUUGCCGUUAUUUUUUAGCCUACCUUGUUUCCCAAAAUAGCUACACAGCGUGGAAGUUUUCAUGUGGAAUCAGUGAUCCUCAUGAGAUAAUUAGAGUUUUUUUUUUAUAUUUGAAAAUAGGAAAAAGCACUACUUGUGUUUCCAGGUGGUCGUUUCUUAACGCCGAUAAACUCAGAAUCCCGGAAAGUCCGGUAAACUUUUCGGGUGUUUCUACAAAAAAAAUUUUAAUUGCCCGCUAAUUUACAGAAAAUCGCUUCAUGUUCUAGUUAUGGAUUUCCUUCCAACCAAUCAGGUUUCAUCUCUGUCAAAUGAUUUGACAUUUAGCUGUCACAGUGCGCCUGAAAAUAUAAACAGCUUUGCGAAAUUAUUAGAAGAAUUGAGACUUUAUUUACUUGUUCUUUGUCUUUCUUUCGAAAAAUGUCGAUGCCACAGCAAUUGUUGGGGUGCAAGUUGUCUACAGACAUCGACAAAACUAGGAUUUCAAUAUUAUUUAGCCAAUCUAUUCAUAAACUUUUGAAAUUAUAAUUUACUUGUCGGAGACCCGUAUCCGCACGCUACGCUAAAGCUUAGAUUUGAUAAAACUUUUUCCUCGCCCGGGAUAAUUUUUCGGGCAAAGGAGCGUGUCUGUAAAAUGAGUGCAACUACAAUUUUCAAUGGGACAAAUAACGAUGAUUAAAAAUGGUUUGUUCAUUAGCGCGCGCAAAUGAGAAUAUUUUUUCAUAAAAAGCACAACAGAAUUAGCAGAAUAUUAUCUCAUUUGGUUCACUGAUUCCAUAUGGAACUUUCGCGCUGUGUAGUCAUUUGGGAAACAAGGUAGACUAAAUAAUAACUGAAAUAUUUCCUCUUUUGUAAAAGAAACGUUUGUACAGUCCUUCAUAUUGGUAAAUAAAAACAAAGAAUUCAUAGAAGUAAAUUGAAAUAUUGAAAUAAAAUUUCAAAUCAAGA